Molecule: messenger RNA, 629 nt
Organism: Ceratitis capitata (Mediterranean fruit fly)
Lineage: Eukaryota; Metazoa; Arthropoda; Insecta; Diptera; Tephritidae
Product: protein TsetseEP-like
Exons: 1
Coding region: 75-629 (184 amino acids)
Source: RefSeq, a predicted model, not a curated record
UCGACAGUUAGAACGUUUAAAGAGAACUGCAUAAUUCAUUUUUUAAACUAAAACUGACCGACUGAAAAAUAAUAAUGGAUUUUAAUAUACUCCGACAAAUGGGUAAUGAUGAGGCGACGUUAAGAAUUUUGUCCGAUUUGGGCAGAAGACAGGAGAGAAGAAAUGAUUUCCUCGAUGGAAUGUUGAGUAGAAUCGCUGAGAGGCGAGCUAAUCCACGUAUGCCGGUAGUAGUGCCGCAACCAGAACCAGGGGUGGAACUACAACCAGAACCAGAGGUGGAAACACCACCACAACCAGAACCAGAGGUGGAACCACAACCCGAACCAGACGUGGAAACACAACCAGAGGUGGAACCACAGCCACAACCAGAGGUGGAACUACCACCACAAGCAGAGGUGGAACCACAACCACAGGGAGAACCACAACCAGAGGUUCAAGCACAACCACAGGGAGAACCACAACCAGAGGUUCAAGCACAACCAGAACCGCCACCACCACCACAACCACAACUACAACUACUGAUUAAUCGAGUUAUUUCAAGUAUCAUGCGUGAAAAACUUAAACGUAAUAGACGAUAUUUAAGUCGUCAAUUUCCACUUAUAUUAUUAGAGGGAUAUGAAAUCCGAUAG